Molecule: messenger RNA, 1416 nt
Organism: Talaromyces atroroseus
Lineage: Eukaryota; Fungi; Ascomycota; Eurotiomycetes; Eurotiales; Trichocomaceae
Exons: 3
Coding region: 1-1416 (471 amino acids)
Biological process (GO): amine metabolic process
Molecular function (GO): quinone binding; primary methylamine oxidase activity; copper ion binding
Source: RefSeq, a predicted model, not a curated record
AUGCCCAACAUCGUCCUUCAAAAGGCAAUUCUGGAUAUUACCGCUCUCAGUGUUCUUUCAGUCGAGGAACUGCGCGAUGUUCAAGGCCCAGCUGAUCCCGAUGAAAUCGCCGCUAUUGAAAGCUUGUGUAAUACCCAUCCUCAAGUGCUCGAGGCAACCCAGAAACUCCAACUUCCUGCCGGUACUCAAGUAAUCAAUGAUCCAUGGGCGUAUGGCACUGAUGACGAGACUGAACGGCGACGACUAUACCAAUGCUACAUGUACCUCGUGCUCAACGUCGACCCUGAAGCGAAUCACUACUCAAUCCCCCUUCCCUUCUCCCCAGUCUUUGAUGCAUACACGAUGACGCUUCAGUGGGUAGACUACCUUCCGCUCGGCGAUGAGCCCACGGUCGACAGUAUCACUGGUCCUUGGGACCCAGUUGCAGCUGUUGAAUAUUCCAGCCGUCUACUGAAGAAAGAAGGACAACGCACUGAUCUCACUCCGCUACAUGUUCAUCAACCAAAGGGCCCAUCCUUUACCGUUAAUGACAGAGAAGUUUCAUGGCAAAAGUGGAAAUUUAUUCUUGGCUGGAAUCUGCGCGAAGGACCAGUUCUGUAUAAUGUCACUUUUGGCGGUCAACCUUCUACCGCAUUUGAUCUCGGUGACACCGGUCUCGGGAUCAAUUCUAACAGUCUCGAACUCGGAUGUGACUGUCUUGGACAUAUUCGAUAUUUUGAUGGCUGCCGAGUCACGUCUACCGGAGAACUUGUUCAGUUGAAGAACGUGGUGUGCAUGCACGAGAUCGAUGCAGGUAUUGGUUUGAAACAUGUUAAUUUCCGUUCGCAAUCAGCGUCGGUGACACGCAAUCGUCAGCUCGUCGUUCAGUGUGUUGCAACUGUCGCGAAUUACGAGUAUAUCCUUGCCUUUAUCCUAGACCAGUCGGCCAAUAUCCACAUCGAACUUCGUGCCACGGGAAUUGUCUCGACUGUGCCAAUCAGCCCAAAGGCGACAAAGGUCCCGCCGUGGGGUGUUAAAGUAGCCCCAGGGGCUCUAGCAUUGAACCACCAGCAUUUGUUUUGCUUGAGAGUCAAUCCUGCUAUUGAUGGACAGCAAAACAGCGUGGUAUUUGACGAUAUAGUCCCACUCCAAGACGGGCAGACCGAUCCUUACGGCGUGGCAUUCUUGCCGUCAACAUCGACAAUCAGCAAACCUGGAGGCUAUAAUCUUGAUCUCACCAAGUCUCGAGUUUACAGGAUUCAGAAUUCAAAUGUCGUCAACCCAGUAUCCGGAAAACCUGUUGCAUAUAAACUGCAUGCUCUGCCCUCGCAAAUGAUGAUUAUGAAUGAAGAGACAUUUAACUCGAAGAGAGGCAUUUUUGCCUCGGAGCCGAUAUGGGUGACUGCUUACCAUGACGAUGAGUUGUAUACGGGAUGA